This is a messenger RNA of Aspergillus tanneri, 1053 nucleotides long. RefSeq names its product dual specificity phosphatase YVH1 (gene dspC). Gene Ontology annotation, cellular component: nucleus. Lineage: Eukaryota; Fungi; Ascomycota; Eurotiomycetes; Eurotiales; Aspergillaceae. Gene Ontology annotation, biological process: protein dephosphorylation. The record is from RefSeq and is a predicted model, not a curated record. Gene Ontology annotation, molecular function: protein tyrosine/serine/threonine phosphatase activity. The coding region runs from base 1 to 1053 and encodes 350 amino acids. The transcript has 4 exons.
AUGGAUCUGAUUCCUGGCCACAAUAUCUAUAUUGGAGGCAUUUUCUCACUCAAGAACAAAGCCGCUUUGAGUAGAGCAAACAUUACACACAUUCUUUCAGUGUUACGGCUAAACCAAGAGGAUGAUACUUUUGCACCUUUCCAACAUCAUAAGAUUGAAGUGGAUGAUGUCGACGAUGAGAAUCUGCUGGAACAUUUUCCAUCUGCCGUAAGGUUCAUCCAGUCGGGCCUGGAUGCUGGCGGAAGCGUGCUUGUCCAUUGUGCAAUGGGGAAGUCCCGCUCUGCAACCGUCUGCAUUGCCUAUAUGCUCCACCGACAACCCAAUGUAUUAACACCGCAGUCGGCCCUUGCGGUAAUUCGCGAGAGCCGACCCCUCUGCGAACCAAACGAUGGGUUCAUGGAACAGCUUUCUGUUUACCAUCAGAUGGGAUGCCCUGAUGAUGUCACCGGUCAUCCUUUCUACAAUCGUUGGCUUUACCGUCGCGAAGUUGAGGAGAGCGUAGCAUGUGGACGGGCACCUGAAAUGAAAUCCGUACUUUUCGAAGAUGAACAGCCUCAUAAGCCUCCAGAGCCUAGCGACAGAACAACAGAGAUUAAAUGUCGGAAGUGUCGACGAACACUCGCGACAACACCCUUUAUUAUCCCGCAUGUUCCGCAGAAAGGCGCGAAAGGACCAACCGACUGUGCCCAUAUCUUUCUGCACCCGCUGACAUGGAUGCGCCCGUGUCUCUUUCCUAACAGUACCCCUGACUCUUCGGAGUCCUCGUAUGCGUCCCCCACUGAUGACGCACCAUUGUCUGGGCGCUUGACAUGCCCAAACUCCUCGUGUGGGUUCAACAUCGGGAAGUUUGCGUGGCAGGGCAUGCAAUGUAGCUGCAGCGAAUGGAUGGUCCCUGCCCUCGGCCUCGCUAGAGCUAGAGUCGACAUCUUUGAUCGAGUCAACACUGGAAAUGGACCCGGACGAUUGCCACCAGCCGCACUGGGGAUUCGGUUGCCUCCUGGCAUGAGGCCCAAUAGCGUCGAUGAACCGACCAUUGGAAGGGGAAGCCUGUGA